AUGUCAGUGCGUCUGCUGAUGGCAGGCGGGCGGCUGGCGCUGCUCCGUAUGGCUACAGCUGCCCGGAUUGCACUUCCUGGUGUUUUCUAUGUCAAAGAAGAGGAUUUCUUCUGGCAGGAGGGCGCGGGAAUGGCACUGGACAGGCAGCAUGACCCAGGGUUCAGGUGGCAGCUGAGUUAUGGCUUCUCUGCCAGGUCGUGGCUGAUGGCCACCGAACCGUUUCUGGUGAAUGAAGACCUGUCCAGAGGUCCUGGGAUACCAGAGUGCUUCGUAGUGUCCGAUUCCUACAGGGAUGAAUUUCAUCCCUUCAUCGAGGCUUUGCUGCCGCAUGUCCGCGCGUUCUCCUACACCUGGUUCAACCUGCAGGCCCGCAAGCGCAAGUACUUCAAGAAGCAUGAGAAGCGCAUGACGAAGGACGAGGAGCGCGCCGUCAAAGACGAACUCCUGGGUGAGAAGCCCGAGAUCAAGCAGAAGUGGGCGUCCCGUCUGCUCGCCAAGCUCCGCAAAGACAUCCGGCCGGAGUUCCGCGAGGACUUCGUGCUCACCAUCACGGGGAAGAAGCCGCCGUGCUGCGUGCUGUCCAACCCCGACCAGAAGGGCAAGAUCCGCCGCAUCGACUGCCUGCGGCAAGCGGACAAGGUCUGGCGCCUGGACCUGGUGAUGGUUAUCCUGUUCAAGGGAAGCCCGCUGGAGAGCACGGACGGAGAGAGGCUGCACAAGUCGCCGCAGUGUUCCAACCACGGCCUCUGUGUGCAGCCGCACCACAUCGGAGUGUCCGUGAAAGAGCUGGACCUGUAUCUGGCCUACUUUGUCCAUACGCCAGAAUCUGGACAAUCAGAUAACUCCAACCAACAAGGAGAAGCAGACAUCAAGCCUCCGCCCAAUGGGCACUUGAGUUUCCAGGACUGCUUCGUGACGUCAGGCGUAUGGAACGUGGCGGAGUUGGUCCGUGUGACACAGACACCAGUUGCCACAGCAACCGGACCCAACUUCUCUCUGGCCGACCUUGACAGUCCAGGAUAUUACAACAUCAACCUGGGUCGCCGUUCCAUUACGUCCACGCCAUCGACCAGGACUGAGAUGGAGUUUUAUGCCAGUCUCCCGCGGAGCUCCAACAAGCGUAAAUCCAUUGAUGACAGUGAGAUGGAGAGCCCGGUGGACGAUGUCUUCUAUUCGGGCCGUUCUCCUGCCCCGGGAGCAUCCCAGCCCAGCGGCUGGCCCAAUGAUGUUGAUGCAGUGCAACACCAUUUGGCCAGUAUGCAGGAGAGGAAGAUAAAACACGAAACCGAUGGCGUGCAGUUUCCUUACCAUGGACUCUCGUCGCCUGGUUCUCUUAAGAAGUCGGGGAAAUUCGAUUUCAGCGCUCUGUCCGGCCAUACGAGGUCUGCACGCAUGCCGUUCAGCCAUCACCCGCUGCCCAUGCUGGCAGGUGUAAGACCAGCAGGAAGUCCCCGUGCCUCAGCUUCCUCCCUGCACUUCCCCUCAUCCUCUAUCAUACAGCAGUCCAGCCCAUACUUCACCCAUCCCACCAUCCGAUACCACCACCACCCGGGACAGGACCCGCUCAAGGAGUUUGUGCAGUUCGUGUGCGCCGACGGAUCGGGACAGACUAGUGGUCAGCAUACUCCACGCCAGGCUCCACAGCUCCCAACAGGUUUGUCAGCAUCGGAUCACGGGACAACAACUUUCUGAACAUACCCCAGCAGACGCAGUCAUGGUUCCUUUGACGAGGUCCUGCCUGCAACCUGUCAACACAAUUUGGAAGUUUUAUGACAAAAAAAAUUUUAAAUCCUGUUUGAAAAUCCCCUCCGACCCGGAACGCGCCCUAAGAAACGUGAGCAGCAUAUGAUUGGGAAACGUUCGACCCUGUGUUUGCCAACCGUCAGACGCCCUUCAAGCCCACCCCUCCACCUCCGAUAAAGACUUUCAGAUCACAGCAGGAGGUGAGGGACUGACACGCACCUACAGCAUCUCGCAAGAACCGUCACCAAACCAACGGCAACAUAGAGGAGGAAGAACCCCAUGAACACAGACAGAAAAUCUUACUAGGAACAAGGAUGUAGUGUACAGUGGCUGGGAUUAUCAACAGUUUGAGUGGUGAGGAUUCAGACACAACAAAAACGCAAGAUUUUGACCAAUUAAACUUCAAUUUUUUUGUUUUCAAAACACUUGCUGAUGUUCAGCAUACAGGCGACACUAAAAGUCAUUUCACAUCAUAAGAGCCCCGGACGUUUUGCAUUUUUAGCUAAUUAGCAUGCAGUAGAAACGUCUUUCUUUCCCUUUUGCGGUCAAUUACUAAACUAACUACGAAGUAUUGCACUACAGUAAUGCGAAGAACACUAGUUCGAUGUGCACUAUUGAAAAUGGAAUUGACGGCGGACAUUAUUUGCACAUUUUAUUGCGGAGAAAAACUAACUGGCAGACUAAAGCUACCCAGAUACCCGUUCUCAUUUUCAGGCCUCAAACAGAAUUUUUUAUUAAAACAAAAA
Messenger RNA from Sinocyclocheilus grahami, 2489 nucleotides. It is a transcript of the gene nfixb, whose product is annotated as nuclear factor I/Xb. The transcript is spliced from 15 exons. Gene Ontology annotation, cellular component: nucleus. Bases 1 to 1692 code for a protein of 563 amino acids. Gene Ontology annotation, molecular function: DNA-binding transcription factor activity, RNA polymerase II-specific; RNA polymerase II cis-regulatory region sequence-specific DNA binding. Lineage: Eukaryota; Metazoa; Chordata; Actinopteri; Cypriniformes; Cyprinidae. Gene Ontology annotation, biological process: regulation of transcription by RNA polymerase II. The record is from RefSeq and is a predicted model, not a curated record.